This is a messenger RNA of Chiloscyllium plagiosum (whitespotted bambooshark), 1239 nucleotides long. It is a transcript of the gene tex47, whose product is annotated as testis expressed 47. NCBI's taxonomy places the organism in Eukaryota, Metazoa, Chordata, Chondrichthyes, Orectolobiformes, Hemiscylliidae. Gene Ontology annotation, molecular function: FAD binding; blue light photoreceptor activity. The record is from RefSeq and is a predicted model, not a curated record.
UGGGAGGCAGAACCCAAUCUCCUUGCUGCCUGGACACCAGCACGAAGCGUAAACGAAAGAAAGAGUUUUGUGUUACAUUUCCCCAGCUCGGUUGGAUUUUUAAAUUAAAGGCUGGCCGAUUGCAUCAACCCUGGGUUUAUUGUUUUGUUGGUGGGUGGAGGGCAGUGCAGUUAGUAUAUCGGAUUUGAGCGGGUUUGUAUUCACCCAGAGAGAGGGAGAGACCCUCACUCCAAACGGAGAUGUCUUCCACAGGGGAAGUUGGUGGAAAAAUGCAACGUUCAAAAGGCUUGUCAGGAAACGAUAGGAUCAGUAUGUUCCAUCGCGUGCUGGAGAGGAGAAUGAAUGCAAAUCUUAAAGAGGAAACGAAAUCACUACUGCACAGACUAUUCUUUCUGGCUAAAACUUCCCCCGAGCUGGUUAACAAAAGAGACCUGGGAGGUUACUAUGAAAACUUGUUCCAGAAACUCCAGCGCUCUCAUCAAGGAGAAGGAAUCACAGGUCUCCUAUUGCUAUAUUCUAGCCAUAUUAUUCAUGUGAUAGAGUCUUCCAGUGAUGUGUUAUAUUCAGUGAUCGGGGAUCUAAAAGAUAUGCAGCAACAACAAGAAAGAGCUUUACUUUUGGAACCCAAAAUUCUGUUGAUAUCUCAUAACAUUCCAAGCAGACUCUUCCAGCAAUGGGAAUAUAAUGUCCUGAAUAUCACUGCAAAACGUCUGGAUGAUACUUUACAGGGGGAACCAAUUGAAAAGGUCAUCAGUGAAUGCCUAACUUUGCUUAUUAAACUGGGAAUACACAUGCAAAAAACAUAUAAGGAAUUCCCCAAUAAGCCAAUCAGUUCUGUGCUGGACAAUGUGUCCGAAUUGAUUGUCCCCCAGGAGCUGAUUCGACGUCUCCUGAAAUCAAAUGAACUUUUAACUCCUCACCAAUUCUUGGACAUUUACAAUGCUCCCUUAAGUGUGAUUAUAGAUUCAGGAAAUGUUUUUGGAAGCACCAACAUGACAACUGUUUAGAGUGUUCUCUGACAGAAGAACUUGUAUGGCCCAAGCCGGAACGUUUACUGCCAGAGAGCAGGAAAUGAAAGUUAAACAUGUUUGGUUUGGAUAUAUACUGCAGUUUCAUCAGUGAUGGAUGUUGUGCAGUUUUGUUCAGAAAGUGCAUGGAUUGGCAAGAACUGUUAAUGUAAGAAACUAGAACGUGGAUCACACUCCUAAACAAUAAAUGAAUGCUGUUGUCAAUCCAUUU